Rhagoletis pomonella (apple maggot) is the source of this 872-nucleotide messenger RNA. Its product is annotated as probable peptide chain release factor C12orf65, mitochondrial. Gene Ontology annotation, molecular function: translation release factor activity. The transcript is spliced from 2 exons. NCBI's taxonomy places the organism in Eukaryota, Metazoa, Arthropoda, Insecta, Diptera, Tephritidae. The coding region runs from base 313 to 786 and encodes 157 amino acids. The record is from RefSeq and is a predicted model, not a curated record. Gene Ontology annotation, cellular component: mitochondrion. Gene Ontology annotation, biological process: translational termination.
UUAGGUGCAAGUUUAUUCAGUCAAAACGAGCAUGCAUUGGAAAAGAAAAACUGGUUGCAAAAUCUAAGAUAUCAUUUAAUAUAACAUAAAACAACACGCAAUGCUGCAGCCGUCCAAACAACAGAUUCUACGCCUUUACAAACAUCUAAUACGCUACGGCAAUCAAUUGCAAUUAACGGACAAAAACUACUUCCUGGGUCGCAUACGCCGUGAAUUCAAAGAAGGGCGCACUCUGGCCGAUCCGCUACAAAUUGAGUUCAAUUUUAAGCGCGGUGAAACGCUUUUACGUAAAGGACGCAUUCUCUAGCCAAAAUGUUACAACGCCUGCUAGGCACACUUGCGUCUCGUAGCACUGCGUUGUACACCACCACCACCACGCCAUUUAUAAAUGCCUGCCGCUGGAAAUCAACAAAUAGCAAAGUUGACUAUUCACGCUAUCCCAAAUUGAACGAAGACGAAUUGGAAGAAGAUUUUAUGCGCGGUAGUGGACCCGGUGGACAAUCAGUAAACAAAACUUCAAACUGCGUUUUUCUGCGUCAUAUCCCUACAAAUAUAACAAUUAAGUGUCACACACAUCGAUUGGCCUCCAAAAACCGAACAGAGGCGCGAAAACUUCUCUUAGAAAAACUGGAUGCACAUUUAAAUGGUGAGAAUGCCGUGGCGGUACAAAUUAAAGCGCUUGAAAUGAAGAAGUCAUCUGAACGCAAGCGUCGACAACAGAAAUUAAAUGAAAUGAAGAAAAAUUGGAAAGAGCGUGAACAACUACUCGGUGAAAGUGAUCACUGAGCGGCAUACAAUGAGGUCGUUCCAAAAUGUUAUGUAAUUUUACGUUUAAUUUUCAUUAGAGUUUUAAAUAGAAAUACAACUUAUAA